This is a messenger RNA of Saprolegnia parasitica CBS 223.65, 1607 nucleotides long. RefSeq lists its product as hypothetical. The transcript has 4 exons. The record is from RefSeq and is a predicted model, not a curated record. NCBI's taxonomy places the organism in Eukaryota, Oomycota, Saprolegniomycetes, Saprolegniales, Saprolegniaceae. The coding region runs from base 16 to 1527 and encodes 503 amino acids.
GCAAGCGGUCGCCCGAUGGAGCAGGUGGCGUCGGCGCGGACGCAGGGGACGAGCAGCAGCCGCAGGUACCGCCGGCUCGCCUCGAAGGAGAGCGUCGACGACGCGCUCUUUGGCCGCAGCGUCGCAUCGCGCGACGGCGACCGGUCGCGCCAGGCCGGGCGGGACAUUGUCCGUGGCAGCAGCAACCAAGAAGCUGAGCCGCCGGUGGCGAAGAAGAAGAACCUACCCACGACGAUUGCGACCGUGCUGCCGCCGCACGAGCUCUCGCGCAUCCGCGGCACGACGCGCAUUCUCUCAGACGCUGAGCGCGAGGCCAUGGCGGCGAAGAAGGAAGAGGACAAUGAAAAGCUCAGAAUACACGCCCGCGCCCGCAAGCAACACAUGAUGGAGCGGGCGGCCGAGGCGGCGACACGCGCGCCAAAGUCGGACAUCGAACAGAUCUUCGACGCUGAAAACGAUGCGAUCCGGAAGCGCGCGGCCAUGCUCAAGGACCAGGCCCACGACAGCGUCAAGCUCAUGAAGACGCUUGGUGCGCGGGCCGCCGCGUUCACCAUCCGCGACGAGCAGAUCAAGCGCAAGCACGAGAUCGAGGAGGUCGAGGCCAUGCGGCACGAGAAGCUCAACGUGAUGAUGGAGAUCGACCGGCUCCAGGGCUUGAAGCGGCAGGAAGAAGUCGCCGAGGCGAAGCGACUCAAGCGCAUCCGGGACCGUGAAGUGCUCGAAGACCAGAUCCGCGAACGCAAGCUGGCGAAGGAGGCCGAGCAAAAGGCGAUCGAGAAGGAAGCCGAGGAGAUGCUGCAGAAGAUCCGCGACGCGCAGCGCGACGACGAGCGCAAGGAGAAAGAAAAGUUCGAGCGCGCGAACCGGUCGAUGGAAGAGAUCAAGCGCUUCAACGAGUCGGCCAUGGCCCGGAAAGCCGACCAAGCGCGGCUGCUGGCGCUCGAAGAAGAAAAGGUCGUCGCCUACCAGCGCAAGAAGGCCGAGGACGCCCGCUUGCGCGAGGAAGACGAGGCCCGGAAGCGCCACGAGGCCGAGUUGCGCUGUGCGAAACUGCGCUCGACCCAAGAAAAAGCCGCGAAUGAAAAAGCGCAGCUCGACGAGCUCCGCGCCAAGCGGGCGGCCGAGCGCGCGAGCGGGCGGCGCGUGACGCCGACGUGGCCCGUGAGAUCAAGGCCCGCAAGGAAGCGGAGGAGCUCCGGAUUUCGCGCGAAGCCCAGGCCAUGCACCGCCAGCGCUCCAAGGUCCAAGAAGCCCUCCAGCAAAAACAAGAAUACGAAAACAUCAUCACUCAAGUCGACUGGCAGAAGAAGCAAUUCCAAGACAAGGAGGCCGCGGACGCGACCAAGCGCUCGAGCCACCGCAUUGCGCUUCAGAAGCAAAUCGAAGACAAGCAAAAGCUCGCGAAAGACAAGUUUGUCCGAGUGCAGCUCGAAGGCAAGGCGCUCAAACAAGAAUACGCCGACGAGCUUGCGAAGCUCGAGCGCAUUCGCAUCGAAGAGGUCGCCGAGCUUGAAGAAGCCGGCGUGAACCCGUCGUACCUCUCGGAAAUGAAGGCCCUUGACAUUGCCAAGGCGCGCGACCGUUAAAUCCAACAACACAAACAAAGA